Molecule: messenger RNA, 784 nt
Organism: Pseudocercospora fijiensis CIRAD86
Lineage: Eukaryota; Fungi; Ascomycota; Dothideomycetes; Mycosphaerellales; Mycosphaerellaceae
Exons: 2
Coding region: 1-723 (240 amino acids)
Molecular function (GO): oxidoreductase activity, acting on the CH-OH group of donors, NAD or NADP as acceptor
Source: RefSeq, a predicted model, not a curated record
AUGCACUCCAUACUGAUUUCUGGCGCUGCAAGUGGCCUCGGAGCAGCGUUCGUUGCUGCCUACGCGCAGCAGCGAGACGUGAACAUCAUCGCCAUCGAUCGACGGCAAUUCGAGCCGGCCAAGGCUAACAUUCGCACCUAUGUCGUCGAUAUAGCCAGCCAGGAUUCGAUCAAUCAAUUUGCCAAAGCCAUCGAAAAUGAAUCAAUCUCUGUCCUGAUUCACAGUGCUGGAAUACGCGGCCUUGUCCCUGCCGUUGAAGAUGAGCAUCCGGACGAUGUUCACGCUUGCGAGACUUUGCAGGUCAUGGACUUCGAGACGAUGACCAGGGCAUUCACAGUCAACACCACAGGCACCUUCAUGCUUCUCAGAGCACUCGUGCCGCAUUUACGUCGUGCGCACGGCAAAGUUAUCGUCAUGAGUAGCCGAAUGGGCAGCAUUGGCAACAACCAACAUCCGAACAAAGACGCUGGCUCAGCAUACGCGUACCGCGCUUCUAAAGCAGCUUUAAAUAUGGUCGUCCGCUCGUUCGCUGCUGACGAGCCCGAGGUCGUCUUUGUCCUGUGCCAUCCUGGCCGUGUGGAGACCAGUCUGGUGAGAUGCGUGGAGCGUGGUGCGAUCACUGCCGAGGAAAGCAUUGCUGCUAUCCUGCCAUUAGUAGAGAAGUGGACACACCUGGACAGCGGCAGGUUCUAUGAUCGAUUCGGCCAAGCCAUUGAAUGGUAGACCAUCCUAGGGUAUAUAAAUAUUGCAGACGAUAGCCGAAUGGUUCGCGCAGACUCUGAAU